Messenger RNA from Zonotrichia leucophrys gambelii, 2167 nucleotides. RefSeq names its product claudin 19 (gene CLDN19). The transcript is spliced from 5 exons. The record is from RefSeq and is a predicted model, not a curated record. Gene Ontology annotation, molecular function: structural molecule activity. The coding region runs from base 15 to 674 and encodes 219 amino acids. NCBI's taxonomy places the organism in Eukaryota, Metazoa, Chordata, Aves, Passeriformes, Passerellidae. Gene Ontology annotation, cellular component: bicellular tight junction; plasma membrane. Gene Ontology annotation, biological process: bicellular tight junction assembly; cell adhesion.
GCGCGGCGGCGGCGAUGGGCGGCGGGGCGCGGGAGCUGGCCGGGUACCUGGCGGCCCUGGCCGGCUGGGUGGCGGGGCUGGCGGCGGCCGUGCUGCCGCAGUGGCGGCAGAGCUCGUACGCCGGGGACGCCAUCAUCACGGCCGUGGGGCUCCACGAGGGGCUGUGGAUGAGUUGCGCCGCCCAGAGCACCGGGCAGGUGCAGUGCCGCCUGCACGACUCGCUGCUCUCUCUCGAAGUUCACAUCCAGACAUGCCGGGCUCUCAUGGUCAUUUCUCUCCUCCUGGGCUUCUUUGGCAUCAUCGUGAGCGUGGUGGGCAUGAAAUGCACUAAAGUUGGGGAGGAGGAUCCUGUCACCAAAAGCCGCAUAGCUGUUGCUGGAGGUGUUCUCUUCGUUCUCUCUGGUCUGUGCACACUGGCUGCCGUGUCGUUGUAUGCCACACAGGUGACCUAUGAGUUCUUCAGAGAGAGCACCAUCCCCAUACACACUAGGUACGAAUUCGGCUCUGCUCUCUUCGUGGGCUGGGGGGCCGCCAGCCUCUCCAUGUUGGGGGGGUCCCUCCUGUGCUGCUCCUGCCCUGCCAAGGAGCACCGAGGACAGCAGUACCAUCAGCAGUCACAGCCCUCCACAGCCCGCGAGUUUCAGCACCAUUUUCAGUGCCAGCCUCUGAAGUAGAGGUUUUAAGUGUCACACCUGUCAUAUCCAUCAUUGCUGUGUUCUGCUCAGCUGGGCGGGGUGGUACCCCCAGCCCCACAUCAUGGCCACGCCAUCUCUGUCUGUCACAGGGAUUCUCUGGGGGUGGUGCAGGGAGGUGAUGCCAGUGGCAAAGGGGCACAGAGCCAAUUGGCCAAUCCCACAGGGAUUGUACCAUGGCCACUCCUCUCUCACAUCCUGGUUUCAGGAGUAAGUGGGGAGGAAAGCCAGAGUUUGGUUUUCCUUGGAUGAGGUUUUUACUUCUAACAGCACCAGCCCAACUUGGGGUUCAAGCAUCCCUACAUCCCGUUCUUGGCAGAGGAAUGCUUUUAGGAUGCAGCAUUGCCCUUCCUCAUUGCUACUGGAAAGCAACAGUUUAAAAUUAUUAUUAAUUAUUAUUCAGUUUAAAAUUAUUAUUAAUUAUUAUUGAUUCCUUCCUGGAGGCCAGUUGUUCCAGCUGAGCUCUGCCAGCCCAAACCUGCCUUGGACUCAUUCCUGUCCAGGACCGGGCUGUGCCUUGUUAAACAAUGAAUGGGUUUCAGCAAAUUAAAGCAGCAAAAAGAGGGUCUGAACAUAAAUUAUUUGUUUUUGGUUACAGAUGGACAGAGCCCUGAAUUUUGGUGCCUCCCUGCUGGGUCCAAAUCCCUCUUCCCCUGCCAAGAUCCCCUAGAGCAGACAGUGAAGGUUCCAAAUACAACCUGCUAAUUGCCUCCACCACUUUGUACCUCUAUUCUACUGCUACUAAUUGUUUUGCAACUGCCAAAGCUCCAAUUUCAUCUGUAAAUCCUCCAGAUUCUCUGUACUCCAUCCCUCCAGCCCUGCUGCAGUGUUGCGCCAACCAAGCCGCAGGGAAGAACACUGAAAAUUAUCCAAACAGCUUCAUAAUCUAUUUUUUAAUUUUAUCUUUAAACCCAAAUAUGAAGAGAAAGAUGAUUUUUUAAAAAUUUUGUGUUGCUCUAUUUUAUUUUGUUUAUUUUAUUUUGCUCUAUUUUGUUUUAUUCUACUUUUCUUGUUUUUAUUUUCUUUCCUUCUGUUUUAUUUCCUUUCCCUCUAUUUGAUGUUAUGCCCAUGCCCGGCUCUGGGUCCCUGGCUGUGCUGGAGGAGAAACAAUGCUGUUUUUUCCCCAAGGGGGCGCGUGAUUUCUCUUUCUCCCUGGCAUUAACUGCCUUUAUCUCUUUUAAGUUGCAGUCCCCCUGUAAAGCUGUCCUGCACACCUCAUGGGAGAGCAGUGCUUCUAGGCUGGCAUCAUCCAUCAGGUGCUGAACCCGGAUUUUGGGGUUCGAAAAACAACAACCAAAGCCACUGCAGUCAGGAUUGAAAAGGAAUCUUAUGCUUUAAAACAAACAAACAAAAACACCCCCCCCCAAAAAAAAAAAAACCAAAAAACACAUACACACACUAAAAGGGCCUUUUCUUUUUAUAUUUCAGUGUAAAUGAAAUUUAUAUUAAUAGAAUAAAAAACAUUCUUAACUUUC